ACUGAAAUCGGUAACAAUUUGUUUGUUUAGUUACAUCCUGAAUAUUUGACAUUUGUAUGAAUAUUUGUGACAAAAAUGAAAUAACAAUUCAGCAAUACAGCGCCAACGUCAGCCAUUUAUUAUGCUUUAACACAAAAUGUUGUUUAUUUGUUCUGUUCCUGUACUGAAAAAAACUACGAAAAUAUUUGUGGUCUUGGCGUUAUUUCUUGCUAUUUUGCAGAUAAACGAAUUGGUUGUUGAUGCACUCGCUUCACACGAAAUUAUGAAAAUCCUUUGAAAAUCAUAUGCUCGUACAUGCAGUAAAGUUAGCAGACGACAAUCGGAACCUCAUUCAUAAUUAUUAGAGUGAGCAGUAGGUUUCACGUAAAAAGAAUAUUUCUAAUUAUCGGGCUGAUAUACAAAUAGUAUCCCUUGAAUAAUUAGGAAUGAGUUCAUUAUGCAGUUACAAGCACCCAGGUAUCUGCUAACACGAGAAAUUUCAUGUAACUCUCGAAUAUCUUUAGCCCCAUUUCAGUAGGUACCGGUUUGAUUGUGCAGUUAUUGAAUUUUGUUUAAAGAUUUCGUAAACCUAUUCGCCCUUUUUGUGUGUGUGUGUGUGUGUGUGUGUGUGUCAGUCCUAGUAUGAUGCAACGAAGUUCAAUAACCAACGCCUUUCAUUCAAAAACUUUGCAACUAACUUUCGUCAGCAAUCUCCGUCUCCAAGUGCCCAGAACAUUCAACCACUAUCAACGUGGGCCAAUGAAAGAAAGCCAGUUGUGUUCCCUGGCCAAUCAGGUUUCGAGGCGUAAGCAUUUGGCUUCUGCCUCUGCCUAUGACGUGGGGAUUUCGCUAUAUAUCCUGCGACCGAACGCUACAGCUGCGUUGAGUUGUUCGUUGUGAGACCGUGUGUGAAGUGUUGUCGUGAUUCUUUACCGGUGCGCCUUAGCGAAAAACUUCUGAGUGUGACAAGCGAUUAAUUGUUAUUGCGUGUGGUCUAAACCCACGAUGAGGGUAGUUCAGCUCCUGUGUUUUGCAUUCUUAGUGAAUGCAUGUUUCUGUUCUAAAGAAGAAAAAAAUGUAGGCACAGUCAUUGGUAUAGAUUUGGGUACAACCUAUUCUUGUGUCGGAGUUUAUAAAAAUGGAAGAGUUGAAAUUAUUGCGAAUGACCAAGGGAACAGAAUAACACCAUCGUAUGUUGCUUUUACACCGGACGGAGAGAGGUUAAUAGGGGAUGCUGCCAAGAAUCAGCUGACAACAAAUCCAGAAAAUACGGUGUUCGAUGCGAAGAGAUUAAUCGGCCGAGAUUGGUCAGAUCCGGCUGUGCAGCAUGAUAUAAAGUUUUUCCCGUUUCGUGUGAAGGAAAAGAACAGUAAGCCUUAUAUUCAGGUUGCUACAUCGCAGGGCGAAAAAGAAUUCGCCCCAGAAGAAAUUUCGGCAAUGGUUCUAGGAAAAAUGAAAGAAACUGCUGAAGCAUAUUUAGGUAAAAAAGUGACGCAUGCUGUAGUCACUGUCCCUGCCUAUUUCAAUGAUGCGCAGAGGCAAGCAACAAAGGAUGCUGGUACAAUAGCAGGUCUUGUUGUAAUGAGGAUAAUAAAUGAACCAACUGCAGCUGCUAUUGCCUAUGGGUUGGACAAGAAAGAAGGAGAGAAAAAUGUGUUGGUGUUCGAUCUUGGUGGUGGAACCUUUGAUGUAUCACUCCUCACAAUAGACAAUGGUGUUUUUGAGGUUGUUGCAACUAAUGGUGAUACUCAUUUGGGUGGUGAAGACUUUGAUCAGCGGGUUAUGGAUCACUUCAUCAAGUUGUACAAGAAGAAGAAAGGCAAAGACAUUCGUAAGGAUAAUAGAGCUGUUCAGAAGCUACGUCGUGAGGUAGAGAAAGCAAAGAGAGCACUUUCAUCCAGUCACCAAGUUAGAAUUGAAAUAGAAAGCUUCUUUGAGGGUGAAGAUUUCUCGGAGACUUUGACAAGGGCAAAAUUUGAGGAAUUGAACAUGGACUUAUUCAGGUCAACCAUGAAACCUGUGCAGAAGGUGCUAGAGGAUGCUGGUAUGACAAAGAAAGAAGUUCAUGAAAUAGUGCUUGUUGGAGGUAGCACAAGAAUACCCAAGGUGCAGCAGCUUGUAAAAGAAUUCUUUUCCGGCAAAGAACCAUCUCGUGGCAUAAACCCUGAUGAAGCUGUUGCAUAUGGUGCUGCUGUACAAGCAGGUGUGCUAUCAGGAGAACAGGAUACAGAUGCAAUUGUUCUCCUGGAUGUAAAUCCCCUUACAUUGGGAAUUGAAACUGUUGGUGGAGUAAUGACAAAAUUGAUUCCGAGGAACACUGUUAUCCCUACUAAGAAAUCUCAGAUAUUUUCUACAGCUGCUGACAACCAGCAUACUGUGACUAUACAAGUGUAUGAAGGGGAAAGGCCCAUGACUAAAGAUAAUCACUUGCUUGGAAGAUUUGAUUUAACAGGUAUCCCAUCUGCUCCAAGGGGUGUUCCACAAAUAGAAGUUACUUUUGAGAUUGAUGCAAAUGGUAUUCUGCAGGUUUCAGCUGAAGACAAAGGAACAGGCAACAGGGAAAAGAUCGUCAUAACAAAUGACCAAAGUAGGUUGAGCCCAGAAGACAUUGAGCGUAUGAUUAAAGAUGCAGAAAUUUUUGCAGAUGAGGACAAAAAGCUUAAAGAACAUGUUGAAGCUAGAAAUGAACUGGAGUCAUAUGCAUAUUCUCUGAAAAAUCAGAUUAAUGACAAGGAGAAACUGGGAGCAAAGCUAAGUGACAGUGACAAGACAACAAUAGAAGAAGCAGUUGAUGAAGCAGUGAAAUGGUUGGAAGAUAAUCAAGAUGCUGAAACAGAAGAAUUCAAGCAGCAAAAGAAGAAGCUCGAAGAUGUUGUUCAACCGAUAAUCUCAAAGCUGUACCAAGGAGCAGGGGCACCACCACCUGAUGCAGAGACAGAAAAGGAUGAACUGUAAAGUCGCUUAAAUAUCUGCCCACAUAGUGGGCUAGGAAGCAGACUGCCAUUUACAGUUUCAGCAGUUCCACAAAACCUGCUACCAAAGAAGUUACUGAAUGGACAGUUUAAUAGAGAAUUUCCAUUUUGAAGACUGAAGUGUGAAUGAGUUGCAGUGUACAUAAUUAUUUAUAAAUUGUUUGUUUUGUUAUGUGACAUGAUUGUGUGAAAGUGGUUUUUUUUUAUUUGUUAAAUAAAAUUUUGUAAUUUAUUUUUCAGAA
Molecule: messenger RNA, 3193 nt
Organism: Schistocerca gregaria
Lineage: Eukaryota; Metazoa; Arthropoda; Insecta; Orthoptera; Acrididae
Product: endoplasmic reticulum chaperone BiP-like
Exons: 10
Coding region: 985-2934 (649 amino acids)
Biological process (GO): endoplasmic reticulum unfolded protein response; protein refolding; cellular response to unfolded protein
Cellular component (GO): membrane; nucleus; endoplasmic reticulum lumen
Molecular function (GO): ATP-dependent protein folding chaperone; ATP hydrolysis activity; heat shock protein binding
Source: RefSeq, a predicted model, not a curated record